Messenger RNA from Musca domestica (house fly), 1777 nucleotides. RefSeq names its product segmentation protein even-skipped (gene eve). The coding region runs from base 294 to 1436 and encodes 380 amino acids. Gene Ontology annotation, cellular component: nucleus. The record is from RefSeq and is a predicted model, not a curated record. The transcript is spliced from 2 exons. Gene Ontology annotation, biological process: regulation of transcription by RNA polymerase II. Gene Ontology annotation, molecular function: RNA polymerase II cis-regulatory region sequence-specific DNA binding; DNA-binding transcription factor activity, RNA polymerase II-specific. NCBI's taxonomy places the organism in Eukaryota, Metazoa, Arthropoda, Insecta, Diptera, Muscidae.
GAAAGGCACACUUGAGCUGUAGCUGUCUAACAAACAACAUCAUCAGCAACCAAAAAAAAAAAACUAAAGAGAAUUAAAAAGAAAAAUUAAUUUAUAACAAAUUUUGAGAAUUAAAAAUAUUUUAAAAUUUAUUCAAAAAAAAGAGAGAAAGAGAAAAGAACAAUUUGACUUAAAUGCAUAAGAGAGAAUAAGAAAAAAUCAGUGAUUUGCCAAAGUGGAAAAAAGUGCCAAAGCAUUAACUGAACAAUAGAAUUAAAUAAUUAAGAAAUACCAACAACAAAACACAUACCAACAUGCAAGGAUACAGAUCAUACACCAUGGAAAACCAUCACAAUCAUCAUCAUCACGAUGCCAACGAUCAAAAGCCUUUGGUUGUGGACCUAAUGUCCGGCCAAUAUGGCAAACCCCAGACUCCGCCACCAUCUCCUACUGAAUGCCUAUCAAGCCCCGAUACCUCUUUGAAUGGCAGCCGCAACAAUUCCUGUGAAAUUCCCGCCGAUCCCUCGGUGCGCCGUUAUCGCACCGCCUUUACCCGCGAUCAAUUGGCCCGUUUGGAAAAGGAAUUCUACAAGGAAAACUAUGUCUCCCGGCCACGUCGCUGCGAGUUGGCCGCCCAACUGAAUUUGCCUGAGUCCACCAUCAAGGUAUGGUUCCAAAACCGCCGCAUGAAGGACAAGCGCCAACGCAUUGCCGUUGCCUGGCCCUAUGCUGCUGUCUACUCCGACCCUGCCUUUGCCGCCUCUAUUCUACAGGCUGCUGCCAACAGUGUCGGCAUGCCCUAUGCUCCCUAUCCAGCUGCUGCCGCCGCCAAUCCUAUGUUGGCCUCAGCCAUGCCCACCAUGCCUGUCCAUGGCCACAAUCCCUAUGGCCAGUACCGUUACACACCCUACCACCUGCCCAGCCGUCACACACAUGCCGCUCCCCAUCCUCAUUUGACUCAUGCCAUGCCACCACACAUGGCCGCCGCUGCUCCCAUGGCUGCUGCUGCUGCCGCCGCCGGCUAUCCCGCUGCCAUGUUGGGAGUUAUGCCACCAACUGGUGCUGCUCCUGCCGGGUAUGCCAACAAAACCCAAACACCUCCCUUGGAUUUGCAAUCAUCCUCCUCGCCACACUCCUCCACCUUGUCACUGAGUCCCGCCGGUUCGGAUCACACCAAAGUCUUCGACCGCAGUCUAAGUCCAUUGCGUCCUGCCAUGCAACAACAACACCAACCCAUUCAACUGCCUUUGUUGCAAGCCCACGACAACAACUCCUGCUCAUCAUCCAAUAAUAGCAUGCAUUUCUCCGCCACCGCUCCCUCAUCAGCUGGACUCCUGAUGCCCUCUGUUGCCACCAAACGUCCUGCCUCCUCAAUGUCGCCACCACCAGCCCAAACAAGUGGCUUGGUUUCGGAUCCCAAGCCCAAAUUGUUCAAACCCUACAAGACUGAGGCCUAAAAGGAGUUCCCCUUCUCCACCCCUCUCCAAAGAGUACUGCAUGCAGUCUCUCUAAACAAAAAAAAACAACAAUUUUCAUUGUGAUCGUGGUGCUAAAAACAAAAACAAAACAACAACAAAAAAUCAAAUCAAAAAUUGUACAAAUAACCUUUUAGAAGAAAUCAUAUUUUUUUUGUAUUAUUUGAUUUUCACUCAAUUUAUUUUUUUUAAUUAAUUGUUAAUUUAUUAUAAUUGUAAAUAGUCUGAAAAGAAAAUUUUAAAAUUUUUAGAUUUAAGUUUUAGAUGUUAAGCAUUUAUACCAUAGUAUAAUAAUAAUAAUAAAAACAAAAUUUUCAAAAAUU